AUGCCGGCGACGUUCGCGACCGGGCAGGGCGAGGGCCCGAAGGACCCCGGUCCGUGGGCGGACAAGGUCUUGGAGGUCAUGACGCUGCCGGUCCCGAAGAAGCCGUGCACGCUGUGCGAGUUUUGGUUCGCGGUCCCGUGCCUGACGGGCGUCGGGUCGUUCAAGUCCGUCCUCGCGAAGAAGGCGUCGUUCGGGGACAAGGCGGCGAGAGCGAAGCUGAACGACGAGCGCACGAGCGCGAGCCGGCUGUACAGCGGCGUCCCGCUGUGCUGCUUCUGCUCGCAGCUCGUCGUGCCGGACCCGGAGGAGGCGCGAUCGCCGAAGAGCGCGAAGAAGGGCAAGAGGACGAGCGAACCCGAGGUGACGCCGAGCAAAUUCCUCAUGUCGUUCCUUAACAAAGACGUCGACGACUGA
Molecule: messenger RNA, 414 nt
Organism: Micromonas pusilla CCMP1545
Lineage: Eukaryota; Viridiplantae; Chlorophyta; Mamiellophyceae; Mamiellales; Mamiellaceae
Exons: 1
Coding region: 1-414 (137 amino acids)
Source: RefSeq, a predicted model, not a curated record